UGAGACCCGGUGAAACUGCGCUCCCAUGAGCUUGUGUGUGUGUGUGUGUGUGUGUGUGUGUGUGUGUGUGUGUGUGUGUAACAGCCAAUCAGAGUGUGCGCGUGCUGUCCGGAAGUCCUCACUCUGCGGCAGGUUGUUGUAUUUGAUUUAACGGGACGUUACCGACUCUUAACGCGGUGGAUUAACGUGUGUCGCCGCUGAAACUGCGCAGUGUGGUUACCGGAGGCAACAGCUGCCGUUACCGGGGAGCACGAGGCUGACUGAGAGCCGAGGCUUCACCGAACAAACUGACCGAAACUCCGCCGGGAACACCUGCCCGCCCCGCUCCGCUCCGCCCCGCGCCGCGCCGCCGCACCGGGGACAUGGGGACUCAAAGUUGUCCGGUUGUUUAGACGAAGAAACUUCCGGUUACACGGAUUCUGAUGGAUUCUUGAUGGGAGCGACGGCACGAGCGUAGUUUGUUGGUCGGUUGUUCGGGAACAAGAUGUCUGUGAACGAGUUGUACACAAAGUUGACCCGGGUGUGGAUCCCCGACCCUGACGAUGUGUGGAAGGCUGCAGAGAUCACCAGAGAUUAUAAAGAAGGAGAGCCGGUGCUUCACCUCAAACUGGAGGAUGAGACGCCCCUGGAGUACUCCGUGGGUCCAAAAAGUAACCCUCUUCCUUUCCUACGUAACCCCGACAUCCUGGUGGGAGAGAACGACCUCACGGCUCUCAGUUACCUUCAUGAACCUGCAGUCCUGCACAACCUUAAGGUCCGCUUCCUGGAGUCCAACCACAUCUACACCUACUGUGGUAUUGUGCUGGUGGCCAUCAACCCGUACGAGCAGCUGCAAAUUUACGGAGAGGAGGUGAUCCUGGCGUACAGCGGUCAGAACAUGGGGGACAUGGACCCUCAUAUAUUCGCUGUGGCUGAAGAGGCCUACAAACAGAUGGCCAGAGACGAGAGGAAUCAGUCCAUCAUUGUGAGCGGAGAAUCUGGAGCAGGAAAGACGGUUUCUGCAAAGUACGCCAUGCGUUUCUUCGCCACGGUGGGUGGUUCAGCUAAUGACACUAACGUGGAGGAGAAGGUUCUCGCCUCCAGUCCCAUCAUGGAGGCUAUUGGAAACGCAAAAACCACUCGGAACGACAACAGCAGUCGCUUUGGAAAGUACAUUCAGAUCGGUUUCAACCGACAUUACCACAUCAUCGGUGCCAACAUGAGGACGUACCUGCUGGAGAAGUCUCGGGUGGUGUUUCAGGCUGAAGAUGAGAGGAACUAUCACAUCUUCUACCAGCUGUGUGCCUCCGCCAGUUUACCUGAGUUCAAAGACCUCAGCCUCACCAGCGCAGAGGAUUUCACCUUCACGUCUCUGGGAGAGAACAUCUUCAUCGAGGGAGUGAACGAUGCCGAGGACUUUAAGAAGACCAGAGAGGCCUUCACGCUGCUCGGGAUUAAGGACGGAAGUCAGAGCAGCAUUUUCAAAGUGGUCGCCUCCAUCCUCCACCUGGGAAACAUCGAGAUCUGCUCCGAGAGGGACGGCGAGUCCUGUCACGUCUCAAGAGACGACCUCCACCUGCAGCACUUCUGCAGGCUGCUGGGGGUGGAGCUGCAGCAGAUGGAGCACUGGCUCUGUCACAGGAAGUUGGUCACAGCGUCUGAGACGUACGUGAAGAAUAUGUCGAGCGCACAGGCGGCCAACGCCCGCGACGCGCUCGCCAAACACAUCUACGCCCGCAUGUUUGACUGGAUCGUGGAGCACAUCAACAAGAGCCUGCAUACCUCCACCAAACAGCACUCCUUCAUUGGAGUCCUGGACAUCUAUGGCUUCGAGACGUUCGAGGUCAACAGUUUCGAGCAGUUCUGCAUCAACUACGCCAACGAGAAGCUCCAGCAGCAGUUCAACUCGCAUGUCUUCAAGCUGGAGCAGGAGGAGUACAUGAAGGAGCAGAUCCCCUGGACUCUGAUCGACUUCUACGAUAACCAGCCCUGCAUUGACCUGAUUGAGGCUCGCCUCGGCAUCCUCGACCUGCUCGAUGAAGAGUGUAAAGUGCCUAAGGGGACGGAUCAGAACUGGGCCCAGAAGCUCUACCAGCAGCACAGCAGCAGCAGCGCCCACUUCAAGAAACCUCGUAUGUCCAACACCUCCUUCAUCAUCAUACACUUCGCUGAUAAGGUGGAGUAUCAGUGUGAAGGCUUUCUGGAGAAGAACAGAGACACUGUGUACGAGGAGCAGAUCAACAUCCUGAAGGCCAGUCAGUUUCAGCUGGUAGCAGAUCUGUUCCAUGAGAAGGACGACAUCGUCCCACCAAAGUCUUCCAGAGUGAAUGUCCGCGCAGCGAAGACCACCCCCAAAGCUCCCAACAAGGAGCACAGGAAGACUGUGGGACAUCAGUUCCGCAGUUCUCUUCACCUCCUCAUGGAGACUCUGAAUGCGACGACUCCUCAUUACGUUCGCUGCAUCAAACCAAAUGACGACAAAGAGGCGUUCACGUUCGACUCGAGGCGAGCCGUGCAGCAGCUCCGAGCCUGCGGAGUCCUGGAGACCAUCCGUAUCAGUGCGGCCGGGUAUCCAUCCAGGUGGACGUACCCAGACUUCUUCAGCAGGUAUCGAGUGUUGUUGAAGAAGUCCGACAUGACGUCAGCUGACAAGAAGCUGGUGUGUAAAAACCUGCUGGAGACUCUGAUCAAGGAGCCGGACAUGUUCCAGUUCGGUAAGACAAAGAUCUUCUUCAGAGCAGGACAGGUGGCGUACCUGGAGAAGCUCCGGGCCGACAAGUUCCGCUCGGCGUGUAUCAAGAUCCAGAAGACGGUUCGAGGUUGGCUGCAGAGAGUUCGAUAUCGCAAGAUCCACAAGUCCGCCAUCACUCUGCAGAGAUACGGCCGAGGAUACCUGGCUCGCAGAUAUGCCGACUUCCUGCGGCAAACUCGAGCUGCCCUCAUCUGUCAGAAACAGUACCGCAUGGUGAGAGAGCGACGGGCCUAUCUGAGGGUGAGACAGGCCGUCGUCACCAUCCAGGCAUUCACCAGAGGGAUGUUCACCCGCCGGAUCUACUGGGAGUUCCUGCUGCACCACAAGGCCAUGAUCAUCCAGAAGUACGUCCGCGGCUGGCUGCAGAGGACCAAGUUCAGACGAGCGCGCGAAGCCGCCAUCACCAUCCAGUGUGCCUUCAGAUGCGUGCGAGCGAAGCGCCAGCUGCAGCAGCUGAAGAUCGAAGCUCGCUCCGCCCAACACCUGAAGAAGCUCAACACGGGCAUGGAGAACAAGAUCGUCCAGCUGCAGAGGAAGAUGGACGAUCAGUCCAAAGAGUACAGGACUCAGGCUGAACAGCUGGUGCAGGUCAACACCAGUCUGUCCUCGGAGGUGGACAAGCUGCAGAAGCAGCUGGAGCACGUCCGCAGUCAGCAGGUCGGAGGAGGUCAGCUGACCUCACUGCAGGAGGAGCUGGAGAGGCUGAGGGAGGAGCUACAGGAAGCCAUCGCCCACAGGAAGAGGCUGGAGGAGGAGCACAGCACCGAAAAGCUGGGGCUCCAACAGAGGGUGGAGGAGCUGGAGACGGAGAACACUCUGCUGAAGAGUGAAAAAGAAGAGAUGAACCAGAAGAUUCUUCAGCAGUCAAAGAGAAGUGAAGAGGACGGCAGCAGCAUGUCUCAGAAGGAGGCGUCUCUGCAGAAGGAGCUGGAUGAUGAGCGGCAGCGUUACCAGAAUCUGCUCAAAGAGUUCUCCAGACUGGAGCAGCGCUAUGACAACCUGAAGGAGGAGGUGUCCCUGACCAAGUUCCACCCCGGCCACAGGAGGAACCCGUCCAAUCAGAGCAGCCUGGAGUCGGACUCUAACUACCCGUCCAUCUCCACCUCAGAGAUUGGAGACACUGAGGACUCCAUCCAGCUGGUGGAGGAGAUGGGGGUGGAGAAGGCUGCGAUGGACAUCAGUCUGUUCAUGAAGCUGCAGAAGAGAGUCCGAGAGCUGGAGCAGGAGAGGAAGAGACUGCAGGUCAACAUGGACAAGAUGGAGGAGCUCGUCAAGCGCAAGGGCUCCGAGUCGAGGAGUCCCCCCUCUGAGCAGGAGACAGCUGACCUGGCCUACAACAACCUCAAGAGACAGGAGCUGGAGUCAGAGAACAAGAAGCUGAAGAACGACCUGAACGAGCUGAGGAAGACCAUCGCUGAGCGAGCAGCUCAAAACAACUCGUCCAACGAACUGCAGGACAGCUACAACCUGCUGCUCAGUCAGCUCAAGUCAGCCAAUGAAGAGCUGGACGCUCGCAAAGAGGAAGUCCUGAUCCUGAGGACCCAGAUAGUGAGCGCCGUACAGCUCCAGGAGAAAAACGAUCACAUGCAGGAGAUGAAUAAAGUUCCUGACGUGGACGACAGCAAAGAGCCGGCGGAUAAAGAGGAAGCUCUGAAGGCGUAUCAUGGACUGUGUGAGUCCAAAAAGCUGCUGGAGGCUCAGCUGCAGACUCAGUCCAGGCAGCACAAAGACGAACUGGAAGCUCUCCACACUCAGAUCGAGCUGCUGAGAGUCGACAUCGAGAAGAAGCAGGAGCUCCUCAACUACACGUCGUCUCUGUCUCCUGAGGCUCAGGUGGAGUACAGCGUCCAGCAGGAGAUCACACGGCUCACCAACGACAACCUGGACCUCAAGGAGCUGGUGGAGAAACUGGAGAAGAACGAGAGGAAGCUGAAGAAACAGCUCAGGAUCUACAUGAAGAAAGUCCAGGAGUUAGAAGUGUCUCAGGCUGCAGCUCAGUCCAGCAGGUCCAGGCCUGAGCUGAGUCGGCAGGUCACCGUCCAGAGGAAAGAGAAGGACUUUGAGGGCAUGUUGGAGUACUACAAGGAGGACGAGGCCCUGCUGAUCAAAACCCUGAUCACAGACAUCAGGCCCAACACAGUGUCGGCGACGGUUCCCUGUCUGCCCGCUUAUAUUCUCUUCAUGUGCAUCCGCCACGCCGACUACAUCAACGACGACCAGAAGGUGGAGUCUCUGCUCACCUCCACCAUCAACGCCAUCAAGAAGGUCCUCAAGAAAAACAACGAUGACUUUGAGAUGACGUCCUUCUGGCUGGCGAACACCAGCCGGCUGCUUCACUGUCUGAAGCAGUACAGUGGUGAUGAGGCGUUUAUGACGCAGAACACGAGUAAACAGAACGAACACUGUCUGAAGAACUUCGACCUGGCCGAGUACCGACAGGUGCUGAGUGACCUCUCCAUCCAGAUCUACCAGCAGCUCAUUAAAGUGGCAGAGGGCAUCAUACAGCCCAUGAUCGUGUCGGCCAUGUUGGAGAGUGAGAGCAUCCCCAGCCUGGCGGGGGUUAAGCCGAUGGGCUACAGGAACCGCUCGUCCAGCAUGGACACUGACACCGGCGGCCCCAGCAGCUACACUCUGGAGGCCCUCAUCAGGCAGCUAGGACAGUUCCACGGCAUCAUGCGGGACCACGGUCUGGACCCUGAGAUCGUGGGUCAGGUGGUCCGACAGCUCUUCCACUGCAUCAACGCCGUCACCCUCAACAACCUGCUGCUGCGCAAAGACGUGUGCUCCUGGAGCACCGGCAUGCAGCUCAGGUACAACACCAGUCAGAUGGAGGAGUGGCUCAGAGCCAACAACCUGUACCAGAGUAAAGCUGCAGCCACUCUGGAGCCCAUCAUCCAGGCCGCUCAGCUGCUGCAGGUCAAGAAGAAGACCACUCAGGACGCCGAGGCCAUCUGCUCGCUGUGCACUGCCCUCACCACCCAGCAGAUUGUGAAGAUCCUGAACCUCUACACGCCUCUGAACGAGUUUGAGGAGCGCGUCACAGUGUCCUUCAUCAGGAACAUUCAGAAUCGUCCUCAGCAGAGAAACGAUGCUCCUCAGCUCCUGGUGGACACCAAGUACAUGUUCCCCGUCCUCUUCCCGUACACCCCGUCUGCUCUCAGCCUGGAGACGCUGCACAUCCCCGCCUCCAUCGGCCUCGACUUCCUCGUCAGAGUCUGAAGUCUGGAAUAGACGGGAGACCACUGACAGUAAACUGACCACACAUCAGCUUUAAACCAUCACAUAUCUACCGCCAUCUGUCAGAGUCCACCUACUUCCUGACAGACACGUUCAGACACGUUUACUGACUCGAGUUCAUCGUCAUGUGUCUGAAACACGUGGAGACCCGGCAGAGACCAACAGCAGCAGUGCAGACAAUCACAUCCACCACUCUUCUUCUUCUUCUUCUUCUUCUUCUUCUUCUUCUUCUUCUUCUUCUUCUUCUGUAUCCUCUCCUUCUGUCGCACACCAUUCACAGCAGUGCCUCCAGUCCUGCGUCCCCUGACAGUGAGUGUGACACUACAGGAAGUGAGGACAGACGUUAAGUGAUAGACGUGAACAGAAGGAACAGGAACGUGUCCCGCAGGAUGAGGAAGGUUAUUGAGAAGUUUGAGGAAAGCUGCGGGAGAACAGAGAGAAAAGAGUCUCUGUAGUUUUUAUGAUCCACAGACAAAACAUGUUUACUGUCCACAAACAAACACCACAGGACUCAUAAACAGAUCAGUAAUCAAUAACCUGAACUUCCUGAUCAUGUACAUAAGUUCUUCUGUGUUAAUUUACCGUUCGAUUAAUCGUCAGGUCACAUUCCUCUGAGGCUAAAACAUGAAGCCGCAACCUGCAGUUCCUCUAAUGUCCACUAGAGGCUGGCUCCAGCAGUGAGUCAGUCCCCACAGAGCUCCACGCUAACAUGUAGAAACAAACACGUUUACAGCCUGGUACAAAAACACUAAUGUCAACAUUCAUGACAACUUUUAAAGGCGGGGCCUCUUUGAGUGUCGUCCGUUGACAAGUUGUUACCACGGUAAUAACGGUUAGGUAAGAUAACCAUGGCGUAACCCCAGACUCACAGAGCACAGGCGUAUCCGUCACAGGUCAUUAGAGUUCAUCGUAACAUUUUGCGCGCAUAAAAAAAACAGCGUUGAUUUUUUUAACAUUAUUUUUUCUGUGAUCGAUUAAUCGAAAUUGACAUGUUAUUUUGACAGCCCUAUUUUUGAUCCUUUUUUGUGCACCCUGACACUGCAUUUAUAUUUAGGUACCAAAACAAUCCCAGUUUUAAUUAAUUUAUUUUUAACUGUGAAUUAGAAAAUGAUUGGAGGGCCACCAGGCAUCCAAUCAGGGGCCAGAUUUGGUCCCCGGGCCAAACGAUGAUCAGUACAUUUCAUUUUAAUGGUUUUAAGACGUUAGAUUGCUAGCAACAAUUAGCAUUAGCACAAUGAACCAUAGCUGUAAAUUCACUGUGCGUUAGUGUUAACUCAACGCUCUCCUCCAAAUAUGGUCACGCCUGGCUCCCAGAAAAAAAGACAGUAUGGCGACGACCAAAACGCCGAAGUGGAGGCUUCAAAACAGGCGUCCACAAACCAGUGGGUGACAUCGCCAUGGAUACGUCCAUUAUUUAAUUAUUUCAUCAAGUCUGUGAUUUUGUUCGGACACGUGUGUAGCCACAGUCAGAUUGAAGCGUACACAACGCACGUCUACAAACUCUGCCCACCACUAGAACAAGACAAACCCACGAACACCGUGGUUAUAAAGUAAAUAAAACAUGCGGCACGUGUACGGGCCUGUAAACACAAACAGUAAUGGCUUGUUUACAGUCGGAGACGUCUUGUAAGCAGUUUGACGUCCGGUUCAGACCAAAGAUUAGUGACGAGAUGAAACCGUUUCAGAGCGUUGCAGAGGAAAGUAGCAGCGGUGUGACCUGGACUCAAGCCAGCUGAUGAUGUCACCUGACACUAGCACUAAAAUAUCCCUGCUGAACUUUAUAAAUAUGUGUGUGCGGAGAAUACUGACGUGGAUCCAGGCCGGUUAAUGUUUGUGGAUAGAAACAUGUUUUUCAGAAAUUGAGAUGAGUCAGUGAAUCAGCGGAGCGGAGACCGCCGCCAGAGGAGCUCUGGUCGUCAUGACCAGAUCCUGACGGCGUCACAGAGUCGUUCAUGUGUUGAUUUCUGAACACGUCAGUCUGGAUUAUUAAAAGUCUCUGACAGUCGGGUCGGUUUAAUGAAUCAAAACUGACAAACACUUUUUGCUGCUUUUCUUUUGUCUCUUUUUAUAAUCACCCGUACUGACUUGUAUCUGACAUAUAUACAUCAUGUAUAUGUGGACCUCCUCAGCCUUGUGCUCUUACUCACUUUGACUUCUCUAAUCUCUCUUAUAUAUUUGAGUGUAAAUGGUUUUCUAUCCUCGCAGCUCAUUUAGAGCCUCUUUUUUUCUUGUGUGAUUUUGAACACUAAUUAAUCCUUGAAACACACAAAGUGAAAGAACAGAAACACUGAGUGACGACAUGAUGUUACUCAGGAUGCAGUCAACUCCUGAUGAAGCUUCAGCCUGAGUGAUUAUUUGCACUGGUAGAGAGGAACACUGAUGGUGUCUGAGGACAAACUGAACCCUUUUCUCAGAAAACAACACUCAUCUUUUUAUGAAGUGAAACUGUAGUAACGAUGAAGUUUGUGUCACUGCGACAUGUUUGAUCUCUUGUGUGGAAGUUAAAAACAGUCAAAUAAAAUAAUAAUAUAUAUUUUCAUAAGAGCAGCACAGCAGGGCAGCAGUUUGUAAAAUAGUCCCAGUUCAGUUUGUUGAAUCUUUUCUCUCUGAGCGAAGCACAAAGUCACUUCCUGUUUCAGAGCAGAUAUUUUUGAGAUGAAGCCGCUGACAGAUACAAAUGUUUUCUUUGCUUGUUCAUGAUUUGAUGUUCUGAUUCGUCUCUGUCGUCAGAUAGUGAAUAAAACCUUUGUUUUUCCUGCAAAAACCAAA
This is a messenger RNA of Epinephelus fuscoguttatus (brown-marbled grouper), 8737 nucleotides long. It is a transcript of the gene myo5b, whose product is annotated as myosin VB. NCBI's taxonomy places the organism in Eukaryota, Metazoa, Chordata, Actinopteri, Perciformes, Serranidae. The record is from RefSeq and is a predicted model, not a curated record. Gene Ontology annotation, biological process: actin filament organization; vesicle transport along actin filament. The coding region runs from base 485 to 5950 and encodes 1821 amino acids. Gene Ontology annotation, cellular component: myosin complex; actin cytoskeleton; vesicle. The transcript has 39 exons. Gene Ontology annotation, molecular function: ATP binding; microfilament motor activity; actin filament binding.